AUGGGUCAGGAAGAUGAGGUCAUCUAUGUGGAUCUGAAAUUUCCUCCCAGAUCGCAGCAAACAGAUGUGAAGAAAGCAGAAUCAAAGCCCCCUGCCCAGAAGACGUCUCUGUGGGCUCAGCUAGCGAUAGUGGUGGUUCUCUGUGUGCUGUUCCUGGUGGCGCUAAUUUUCCUGAGUGUCCUGUAUUCCCGGCUCCUGGCUGGCAACACGCAGCUUCUAGAGGAAUCCAAGCAAGCCAAGAGCAAAAUGGAGCAAGUGGAAGGGAGAUACUCCCAGUUACUGCAGUGGACGUUGCACACAAACAUUUGUGCCUUGGAGUCCCCGUCCUCCAACACCUCAGAGCCCCACAACGUCAGCUGCUCCUUGUGCCCCUACCAAUGGAUUUCAAACAAAGGGCGAUGCUACUACUUUUCUCCAACUACGUCACCGUGGAGGAACAGCAGGAGCAGCUGCCAGAAGGAACAGGCCGAUCUAGUGAUCAUUAAUGAUCUGGAGGAGCAGGUCUUUCUCAGCCAGCGGCCAAGGCAUUUGAGUUAUUGGAUUGGCCUGACAGAUGUGGCCGAAGAAGGCUUGUGGAAGUGGGUGGAUGGCACUGACUUAAACCAAGAGAAAUUUUGGUACGAUCCCCAGCCAGAUAACUAUCAGAAUGAGGACUGUGCAACUCUGACAAACGAACGCAACCCACUGCGUAACUGGAAUGAUGACAAGUGCUACAAACAUUUGUACUACAUCUGUGAAAAGGCAGCAGUCACUCUCACCAUCCAAGCUUCCUCUGACUCAGAAAAUCUUGUUCAUUGUGGCCAAUGA
This is a messenger RNA of Mauremys mutica (yellowpond turtle), 807 nucleotides long. RefSeq names its product CD209 antigen-like protein E. The transcript has 6 exons. The record is from RefSeq and is a predicted model, not a curated record. The coding region runs from base 1 to 807 and encodes 268 amino acids. Lineage: Eukaryota; Metazoa; Chordata; Testudines; Geoemydidae.